AUGGAGAUCGAAGAAAAAUUAGCAAAAACUGAUGAAAUUCUUCAAUAUGAAAACGAAAUUAUUCUUCAAAUAUUUCACGAAGAUGGUUUAUUAAUCCUAGCAAGAGGCCUCGGUUUAGAGAGAAUCUUUUGCGAAAUGUUAAAACUUUAUUGUGCAGAACACAAUCUUGUUUUCAUUUUGGGCUGUACAGAUGUCGAACAAAACUACUUCAUAGAACAAUUAAUUCAUCAAGGAAUCGAUCCACCACCACGUGUGAUUACAGCGGACAUAUCAAUUCAUGAACGAAAGGAACUUUACCUGCAAGGUGGAUUGUUUUUCGUUACUGCAAGAAUUUUAACUGUUGAUUUGCUCACUGAUCGAAUGCCGAUCGAUCUAAUUACUGGUUUAUUGGUGUACCGUGCUCAUCGUAUAACAGAUUCGUCUCCUGAGUCAUUCAUUGUUCGUUUAUACCGUGAUAAAAAUAAAACCGGUUUUAUCAAAGGUUUCACUGAUUCAGCGUUGGACUUUUCUCGUGGAUAUAAUCAACUAGAUUGUGUAAUGAAAAAUCUUUUUCUUCGUCACGUUUAUCUGUAUCCAAGAUUUCAAGUCACAGUACGUUCGACAUUUGAAAACUGUUCACCGGAUGUGAUUGAACUACAAGUACCAUUAACAGUGCUAAUGAUGGAUAUUCAAAUAUCUCUAACAGAAUUGAUCAACGCAUGUUUACAAGAACUUCGCUCAUCAACAACAUGGUUAGAUAAUGAUAUGUUAACCGUAGAUCAAGCGAUAUUAAGUUCAUUCGAACGAUUGAUUCAUGUACAACUUCAACCUAUAUGGAAUCAAAUUAGUAUUCGGACAAAACAGUUGUUGAAUGAUAUUAAAACACUACGAUUAUUUGUGCUUUAUUUAACACAAUAUGAUUGUGUGACGUUUUAUAAUGCGGUGCAAGCGGUUUUUAUCAACGAGAAAAUGUAUGGAUCGCGUGGAAAGAAUGUUUACUCGUCGCAGGGAACAACGGGCAGUUGGCUUUAUCUACCAGCAGCAGAAAGAUUAUUAGUGGCAGCGAAAUGUCGCGUUUUUGGCGAAAUAGCGAAGAAACAGAUACAACAAGCAAAAGAUAAAGAAGAACCGGCGAAACUUGAAGAAAAUCCGAAAUUAAAACUGGUUUCUGAUGUUCUACAAGAAAUUCGAGAAAACGAAGAUAAUCAAAUGUUAGGACCACCCAUAACAUUAAUCGUCUGCGCAGAAGAUCGAGCAUGUUCGCAAUUGAAACAGUAUCUUCUAUUAGGCGGAAGGGUUAUGCUGGAACGUUUACUAGAACAAACACUCAACCCACCAACUACGAACGAAGUCGAAGUGAAAAAACCAGUAGAGAAAAAAGCGAAGAAGACUCGAACAACAAAUGAGACGAAAGAAGAAACAACAGAUGAAACUUCCAAUAGAGACGAAAAGCUUGAUAUCGAAGGCAUUGAAGGAGGUUAUGUCAUUGAGGAUGACGAUGGGUCAACCUGUCCAUCAACAACCAUUCUCUAUCCUUUCAGUGGAAAUAUCGAUAAUCAUUUUGUUCUCGGAAAGAUUUUAUUGAAAUAUCGUCCACGAUUUGUUAUUUUGUAUGACGCAUCACUAACAUUCGUUCGACAACUUGAAGUAUUUAAAGCAACAAAUCCCACUCAUCCUCUACGAAUCUAUUUUCUUCUCUACGGUAAAUCAAUUGAAGAACAACGGUAUUUAUUAAGUGUUAAAAAGGAAAAAGAAGCUUUUGAAAAUCUUGUUCGAGAAAAAGCUUCGAUGGUCAUUCCUGAAGAACGUGAAGGUCGAGAUGAAUACAAUCCAUUACUAAGUCGUGAUCCUACUCCAGCUAAUCAACAAGCAUAUGGAACCGGUGCAGCUUCGACUAUCGAUCCAACCGAUACGAGACAUGGAGGUUUAAUUCCAAUGAAACCAAUAUCAAACCUUCGUCCAAAAGUGAUUGUCGAUAUGAGAGAAUUUCGAAGUGAACUUCCAUCGUUGAUUUGGAAACGAGGCAUUGAUAUCGAACCGGUGACACUCGAAGUUGGAGAUUAUAUUUUAACACCAGAAAUAUGUAUUGAAAGAAAAAGUGUAUCGGAUUUGAUUGGUUCGUUGAACAACGGUCGAUUGUACCAACAAGCGUUACAAAUGACAAGAUUUUAUAAGAAGCCAAUGUUAUUGAUUGAAUUUGACCAAAAACAAGCAUUUCAUCUUGCGAACAAACAAAAACACAAUUCUUCGUCAGAAUUCAAUGCACAUGACGUCACAUCAAAAUUAGCCUUGUUGACAAUGCAUUUUCCGAAAUUACGAAUUCUCUGGUGUCCAUCACCUUAUGCAAGUGCAGAACUAUUUGAAGAUUUAAAAAGAGAUCGAGAAGAACCCGAUUCCAAAAAUGCCAUGUUAGUCACGGCUGAAUCCGAACUACUCGAUGAAGAUGAACGAUACAAUUCUAUUGUUCAGGAUCUUUUGAUUCGUAUGCCUGGUGUAACAUUUAAAAAUUACAAAUUAAUCAUGAACAAAGUGGAAAAUCUUCGUGGGUUAACUCGCUUAACGGAAGACGAAUUAACUACAAUUAUGGGAAAUUCUAAACAAGCAUCUUUAUUGUACAAUUUUAUUCAUAAGCGAAAAGAUGAACUUGUCGUUGAUAUCAAAUCGAAGACCGCAUCGAAUAGCACAUGGAAGAAACGGCGAUAA
Adineta ricciae is the source of this 2682-nucleotide messenger RNA. NCBI's taxonomy places the organism in Eukaryota, Metazoa, Rotifera, Eurotatoria, Adinetida, Adinetidae. The record is from the annotation of a GenBank genome assembly.